AUGGUGUUGAUAAUCAUUCAAGAUAAGGGAGACACAGUUGAUGCUGAAAUGGGAUCUCAGGAGGAAGAUCUUGUUAUACAAGAUGAGAUCUAUAAAUCCCGUCUAGCAAGCAUUAAGCGCGAGGAAGAGGCCUUUUUGCGUGAGCGGGAUCGUUAUGAACUAGAAAAGGGAAGGCUGAUACGGGAAAUGAAACGUAUACGAGAUGAGGAUGGUUCUCGAUUUAACAAUUUUCAGGUCUUGAACCAUCGGUAUGCGCUUUUAAAUCUUCUUGGAAAGGGAGGGUUUAGCGAGGUCUAUAAGGCAUACGACUUGGUGGAGCAUAGAUAUGUUGCUUGUAAGCUUCAUGGUCUAAAUGCUCAAUGGAGCGAAGAUAAGAAGCAAAGUUACAUUAGACAUGCAAUUCGGGAGUACAAUAUUCACAAGACCUUAGUGCAUCAUCACAUUGUGAGGCUUUGGGACAUUUUUGAAAUUGACCAAAAUACUUUCUGCACUGUCUUAGAAUACUGUAGUGGUAAAGAUCUUGAUGCAGUUCUUAAAGCAACACCUAUACUGCCAGAAAGAGAAGCCAGGAUCGUUAUUGUUCAAAUAUUUCAAGGCCUUGUUUACUUGAACAAAAGAACACAAAAGAUAAUUCAUUAUGAUCUGAAGCCUGGAAAUGUUCUAUUUGAUGAGUUUGGUGUUGCUAAAGUGACUGACUUUGGACUUAGCAAGAUAGUAGAGGAUGAUGUUGGAUCGCAGGGCAUGGAACUCACAUCACAGGGAGCUGGAACAUAUUGGUAUUUGCCUCCAGAAUGCUUUGAGCUCAGCAAGACCCCCCUCAUAUCAUCAAAGGUUGAUGUUUGGUCAGCUGGUAUUCUGCUUUACCAAAUGCUUUUUGGUAGACGACCUUUUGGGCAUGACCAGUCACAAGAGCGAAUUUUACGUGAAGAUACUAUUAUCAAAGCUCGCAAAGUGGAAUUCCUUCCAGACCUGCUGUCUCAAAUGAAGCAAAGGUGGGUUCUUGCAUUAGCUUGCUGCUACUUCUGCUGCAGGUGGAUGUAA
Thlaspi arvense is the source of this 1041-nucleotide messenger RNA. The record is from the annotation of a GenBank genome assembly. NCBI's taxonomy places the organism in Eukaryota, Viridiplantae, Streptophyta, Magnoliopsida, Brassicales, Brassicaceae.